AUGGAGUGGGAUCCAAGUCUUUUUUUUCGUCUCGAGGGGAGUCCUGCGCCGUAUGCUCUGUUGAUCUUGAAUCAGCCAAUCAAUGAGCGCGCAUUUCAGGUACUGAAUGAACAUGCUUCCUAUAUCAUUUGCGCCGAUGGUGGGGCCAACCGUCUAUACGACUUGUUGAAAAGUCAAGGGCAGGAAUCAACAGAACUCCCUGACACCAUUGUCGGAGAUCUGGACUCACUUAAUCCAGAAGUAAGGAAACACUAUGAAAAGCAUGGAGUGCCUAUCUUAGAAGAUCCAGAUCAAUAUUCAACAGAUUUCACCAAAUGUCUGAAAUAUCUCAAUACGCACUCAUCAGACAUCAUCGCAUCUCCUCGUGACCGCAAGAGCUCUACAUCCCCAUUGGGCCCAGACCCAGUGCUUGAAAUUGUUAUUCUCGGUGGUCUAGGUGGCCGCGUCGAUCAGGCCUUCUCACAGAUUCACCAUUUAUACAUGAUGUCCCGGGACCAGAGAAAACUCCGCGAAGCACACCAAAGCAAGCAAGGAACAAAAGAUGUCUCUGCUGAAAAUGAUGAGCCCAAUCCUGCGUCUGGGGGAAAUCUCUAUCUCGUCUCUGAAGAAAGUAUUACUUUUGUGUUACAACAGGGGAAGAAUAUUAUUCAUACACCAGCUACGAGACGUCCGGAUCUUGACCAAGCUGCUCGGAAACGCAAGCGUGAUGAUGAAUCUGAACCGGUAUAUUUCUUUGAGGAGAAUAUCGGUAUUAUUCCUCUUUCUGCGCCUGCCUCCAUCACGACCAAGGGGUUUGAAUGGGAUGUAGAAGACUGGCAUACGGAGAUAGGUGGUCAGCUAUCUACGAGUAAUCAUAUCCGCGCAGACACGGUUCACGUGGAGACAUCGGUGCCAGUACUUUUUACCGUGGAAUUGGCGGAAAGACUUAAGCGCUGA
Messenger RNA from Penicillium angulare, 936 nucleotides. Its product is annotated as thiamine diphosphokinase. Gene Ontology annotation, molecular function: ATP binding; thiamine diphosphokinase activity; thiamine binding. The coding region runs from base 1 to 936 and encodes 311 amino acids. NCBI's taxonomy places the organism in Eukaryota, Fungi, Ascomycota, Eurotiomycetes, Eurotiales, Aspergillaceae. The transcript is spliced from 3 exons. Gene Ontology annotation, biological process: thiamine metabolic process; thiamine diphosphate biosynthetic process. The record is from RefSeq and is a predicted model, not a curated record.